Trichomonas vaginalis G3 is the source of this 570-nucleotide messenger RNA. RefSeq lists its product as uncharacterized. Bases 1 to 570 code for a protein of 189 amino acids. The transcript has a single exon. NCBI's taxonomy places the organism in Eukaryota, Parabasalia, Trichomonadida, Trichomonadidae. The record is from RefSeq and is a predicted model, not a curated record.
AUGCUUUUUGUUCUUUCCGCAAUAGGAUUUUCUCAAAAGUUUAAACCUAUUGCACCCUUCUUACAAGGUAAGACUAGAAAGCAUACUGGCUUCAGUCAUAGAUAUCUAAAACCUUCAUUUGUCCGUAUCCCCAACUUUCAAUUAUCUGAAUCUAACCCCAUUAUGCCACCUCUUAGAAAACUUCCAUAUCUUCUCAAAGAUGAUAAACCUAUAUUUAAAAAUACAGAAAUGGAGAAGAAUUUUUUUACACCAAAUAUUGUCAGUAUUCACAACUAUCAAGAUGACAAUUCAUACACUGUCCACUGCUGCAGGCAUCAUAAGCAAGGAGAUGCAGAAAACGGCUAUUUACCCCGUCUCCCACCCAUUACAGAUGCUACCAAAGAUGAAAGCGUACACAAGGGUGGACAACCAAAAUUUUGGACACACAAUGGUCCAUGGGCUGGUCUUCUUGACAAAAAUACAAAAAAAGGUAAAUUCAUUUUGCCGCGUAAUUUACCCAGAACUUUAACAACAAACAACCAAUGGGAUCACUUCCAUCAAAGGCAAUAUCCCCCACCAAUUAUUUUGUAA